This is a messenger RNA of Rana temporaria (common frog), 1069 nucleotides long. RefSeq names its product nipsnap homolog 3A (gene NIPSNAP3A). The coding region runs from base 121 to 891 and encodes 256 amino acids. Lineage: Eukaryota; Metazoa; Chordata; Amphibia; Anura; Ranidae. The transcript is spliced from 6 exons. The record is from RefSeq and is a predicted model, not a curated record. Gene Ontology annotation, cellular component: mitochondrion.
CCCAGCCAGUGCUCAGGAAGGUCACGUGUUGCACGUCCAGGGAUCCCUGUGGAAGGAGAGUCCUGAGAGUAUAGAGGGGCUGUAACUGAUCAUAGCGGUGUAUAGAAGAAGACAGGAAAGAUGCUGUGUACAUUGCGCUGUGCCCUGUCUAAGGGGAAAGCGGCUGCAGCACUCACCUCUGCAUGGGCUGACCUGACAAGAGGCGUGCAGGCUAAAGCAGCAUUUGCAACAGGCCCACGUCAACAUGACACAACUUUCUAUGAAUUCCGCACUUACACUAUCAAGCCUUCAUCGAUGGUAGAAUUCACAAAGCUUUCAAAUGAGAACUUUCAUAUACGCAUGGCACGUUCAGAGCUGAUUGGCUACUGGAGUUAUGAAUUGGGUGGUCUGAAUAAGGUGCUUCAUAUAUGGAAAUACGACAGCUUUGCACAUCGAACGGCUGUACGGUCCAAGCUACCUCAAGACAAAGAGUGGCAGGAAAAAUACAUAUGCAAAGCAUUGCCCAUGAUAGAAAAGCAAGAAAUUGAGAUUGCUUACUUGGUUCCAUGGUGUAAACUGCAGAAGCCAGAGAAAGAAGGUGUUUAUGAAUUGGUCACUUAUAAAUUUAAGCCUGGGGGACCCGCUGUCUGGGGCCAGGCAUUUAAAGCUGCCAUCUCUACUCAUGUUCACAAUGGAUACGCAAACCUUGUUGGCAUUUUCAACACAGAAUAUGGAUUACUCAACCAAGUCCAUGUCCUGUGGUGGAAUGAGAACGCUGACAGCCGAGCUGCAGGGAGGCAUGUGGCUCAUGAGGAUGCCAGGGUGGUUGCUGCAGUGAGAGAAAGCGUGAGAUUUCUUGACUCCCAGAGAAAUGCGCUUCUGAUUCCAGCACCCUUUUCUCCAUUAAAAUAACUACGGUUAAUUAUGAUGCACAAUUAAAUUGAACAGCUUUAAUGGAUAUGUCAAUCACUGUGUGCUUUUAUUAAACUAAUUUGAAUCUUUAAAUCUGUGUGUCUGUUACAUAUAGCUUCAAAAAAAUAAUUUCUGUAAUUGAACCGUUGUGUAUAUAAUAAAUUUGCAAAUUUUUUUA